GGCCAGGCGUGGUCGCUUAGGGCCCCUCGGGUCUCGCGAGCCUUCCUUUCCAGCCUCUCCUGGGCUCUAGGGCCGGGGUCCGGAGUGCGGUUCCUAUGGCAACGCCCCUCCCGCGUCGCCGACCCCAGGGGACCAGGACGGGCCCGAGGGCCGGGUCGCUAGGUCUCGCGCCAGCACGGGGUGCAGGGGUGGACCCCGAGGGCGGCGGGAAAGGCGCCUUUGAUUAUCGGCGGUGCCGGGACGGCGGGGAAAGGAGGUAGCCAAGUUGGAGAAGCACUUGAUGCUUCUCCGACAAGAGUAUGUCAAACUGCAGAAGAAACUGGCAGAGACAGAGAAGAGAUGCACUCUUUUGGCUGCACAAGCAAACAAGGAAAGCAGCAGUGAGUCCUUCAUCAGCCGCCUGCUGACAAUAGUGGCAGACCUCUAUGAGCAAGAGCAGUACAGUGACCUGAAGAUAAAGGUUGGGGGCAAGCACAUCAGUGCUCACAAGUUUGUCCUGGCAGCCCGCAGUGACAGCUGGAGUCUGGCCAACCUGUCUUCCACUGAGGAGCUGGACCUGUCAGAUGCUAAUCCGGAAGUGACAAUGACAAUGCUUCGCUGGAUUUAUACGGAUGAGUUGGAGUUCAGAGAGGAUGAUGUGUUCCUGACUGAAUUGAUGAAACUAGCGAAUCGGUUUCAGCUACAGCUCCUUAGGGAGAGAUGUGAGAAGGGUGUUAUGUCUCUGGUGAAUGUCAGGAACUGUAUUCGCUUCUACCAGACUGCAGAGGAACUGAAUGCCAGUACACUUAUGAACUACUGUGCAGAAAUUAUUGCGAGUCAUUGGGAUGACUUACGAAAGGAAGACUUCAGUAGCAUGAGUGCACAGUUGUUAUACAAAAUGAUCAAGUCCAAGACAGAGUACCCAUUACAUAAAGCUAUCAAAGUCGAGAGAGAAGAUGUGGUCUUCCUUUAUCUGAUUGAAAUGGAUUCACAGCUCCCUGGGAAGCUGAAUGAAGUGGAUCAUAACGGAGAUCUUGCAUUGGAUCUAGCCCUUUCACGACGGCUAGAGAGUAUUGCUACCACGCUGGUUAGUCACAAAGCUGAUGUCGACAUGGUAGACAAGAAUGGCUGGAGCUUGUUACAUAAAGGAAUCCAGAGAGGAGAUCUCUUUGCUGCCACUUUCCUCAUUAAGAAUGGGGCCUUGGUCAAUGCUGCUACGAAGGGUGCCCAGGAGACACCGUUACACCUUGUGGCAUUGUACAGUUCAAAGAAGCACUCAGCAGAUGUGAUGUCUGAGAUGGCACAGAUUGCAGAGGCCCUUCUGCAGACUGGUGCCAACCCCAACAUGCAGGACAGCAAGGGCAGGACUCCUUUACAUGUGUCCAUCAUGGCCAGGAACGAAUAUGUGUUCAAUCAGCUGCUGCAGUGUAAACAAUUAGAUUUAGAACUUAAAGACCACGAGGGCAGCACAGCUCUGUGGCUUGCGGUGCAGUACAUCACCGUAUCUUCUGACCAGUCUGUGAACCCCUUCGAAGACAUCCCUGUAGUCAAUGGGACUUCAUUUGAUGAAAACAGCUUUGCAGCCAGACUCAUACAGCGUGGCAGCAACACCGAUGCACCUGAUGCCAUGACAGGAAAUUGUUUACUACAACGAGCAGCUGGAGCAGGAAAUGAGGCAGCAGCUCUUUUCCUGGCAACCAGUGGUGCCCAUGUCAACCACAGAAACAAGUGGGGAGAAACCCCAUUGCACACAGCUUGUCGGCAUGGCCUAGCCAACCUCACUGCAGAGCUCCUGCAGCAAGGUGCCAACCCAAACCUGCAGACAGAGGAAGCUCUGCCCUUGCCAAAGGAGUCUGCAUCCCUGAAUGGCCUGGUGGACAGUGUCUAUCUGCAGACGCCGCUGCACAUGGCAAUUGCUUAUAAUCAUCCAGAUGUGGUGUCUGUCAUCCUGGAGCAGAAAGCCAAUGCUCUUCAUGCCACCAACAACUUGCAAAUUAUUCCGGACUUCAGCCUCAAAGAUUCCCGAGACCAGACUGUGCUGGGCCUAGCAUUAUGGACUGGCAUGCAUACCAUUGCAGCCCAGCUGCUGGGCUCUGGUGCGUCUAUCAAUGACACCAUGUCGGAUGGGCAGACUUUGCUCCACAUGGCCAUCCAGCGACAGGACAGCAAGAGUGCACUCUUUCUUCUGGAGCAUCAGGCAGAUAUAAAUGUCAGGACUCAGGAUGGGGAGACAGCCCUUCAGCUGGCCAUCAGAAAUCAGCUUCCGCUCGUAGUUGAUGCCAUAUGCACCCGAGGAGCUGACAUGUCUGUGCCAGAUGAGAAGGGGAACCCCCCACUGUGGCUUGCAUUGGCCAGCAAUCUGGAGGACAUCGCAUCCACUCUGGUCAGACAUGGUUGUGAUGCCACAUGCUGGGGUCCAGGACCUAGUGGGUGCCUUCAGACACUCCUGCACAGAGCUAUUGAUGAAAAUAAUGAGUCUACUGCCUGCUUUCUUAUUCGCAGUGGCUGUGAUGUGAAUAGUCCCAGACAACCAGGUGCUAAUGGAGAAGGAGAGGAAGAGGCUAGAGAUGGGCAGACCCCCUUGCAUUUGGCAGCCUCUUGGGGACUAGAAGAGACAGUACAAUGUCUUCUGGAGUUUGGUGCCAAUGUGAACGCACAGGAUGCAGAAGGAAGAACACCCAUCCAUGUGGCCAUCAGCAACCAACACAGUGUCAUCAUUCAGUUGCUGAUUUCUCACCCUGAUAUCCACUUGAAUGUGCGAGACAGACAAGGGCUGACCCCAUUUGCUUGUGCCAUGACUUACAAGAAUAACAAGGCAGCUGAGGCCAUUCUGAAGCGAGAGUCUGGGGCUGCUGAGCAGGUGGAUAACAAGGGCCGGAAUUUUCUUCACGUGGCGGUUCAGAACUCUGAUAUUGAAAGUGUCCUGUUCCUGAUCAGUGUCCAGGCUAAUGUGAAUUCCAGAGUACAGGAUGCUUCGAAGUUGACCCCUUUGCACCUUGCUGUUCAAGCGGGCUCAGAGAUUAUUGUCCGCAAUUUGCUUCUUGCAGGAGCCAAAGUGAAUGAAUUAACCAAGCAUCGCCAGACUGCCCUCCAUCUUGCUGCCCAGCAGGACCUGCCCACCAUCUGCUCUGUCCUCCUGGAGAAUGGAGUGGACUUUGCUGCUGUGGACGAGAAUGGAAAUAAUGCUCUUCAUCUUGCUGUCAUGCAUGGUCGGCUCAACAACAUCCGGGUUCUCCUGACAGAGUGCACAGUGGAUGCUGAAGCCUUUAAUCUGAGAGGCCAAUCACCACUGCACAUUUUGGGACAAUAUGGCAAAGAGAAUGCAGCAGCCAUCUUUGAUCUCUUCUUAGAGUGCAUGCCUGAAUACCCUCUAGACAAACCAGAUACAGAAGGCAACACGGUGCUGCUCUUAGCGUACAUGAAAGGGAAUGCCAACUUGUGCCGCGCCAUCGUCCGAUCUGGGGCUCGCCUUGGGGUGAAUAAUAACCAAGGAGUCAACAUUUUCAACUACCAGGUUGCCACCAAGCAACUUCUGUUUAGACUACUAGAUAUGCUGUCCAAGGAGCCUCCGUGGUGUGAUGGCUCCAACUGUUACGAGUGCACUGCCAAAUUUGGAGUCACCACUCGCAAGCAUCACUGUCGUCACUGCGGACGUCUUCUUUGCCAUAAAUGUUCAACCAAGGAGAUUCCUAUUAUAAAGUUUGAUCUGAACAAGCCUGUGCGCGUUUGCAACAUUUGCUUUGAUGUACUGACUCUGGGUGGGGUCUCUUAGCUCCCAGGAGGGUCCAGGCCAUAUCCCACCUCCCCAGCAGCUGCUCUGCUUAUCAGCUGGCCCCCACCCAGAGCAGGAGCUGGCGGUCGUCUUCCUGCGGCAAUAGACUGGAACACCUAAGGACCAUGGUGUGAUAGAUCCCAUUUCAAAUGAUUCCGUAUGAUUGUCAGUGUGUGUCAGACUGUGAUUGAUUUCACUAGAUGUCUCACUAACUGGACCCGGCCAUUUAGCCUAAGUGGUAAAUGUGAUUAGGAACUAGACCUCAUUUUGCUAGCAACAUACAAGGAUACUUUGAAAACCAUUUUUCCUUCCAGUAGCUUAGUGUCCAUCUCAGAGCAUUCAUGAAGUCUUCCUGCCUGGGCUGAUGUACGAGGCAGAGCCUUACAGAGUAGGAAGCUGGCUGCUUCGUGAGAGCUGGCUUUACUCUAGGGUAAGUGGCUGUGGACUUUUAUGUACAGUGUUUUCAUAAAGAUAGUAGGAUCCUCUUGCCCUGAAGUCUUUUUUUUUUUUAAAGCUAAGCUGUACUUUUAGUGAGCUACCCCUUUUAAAAAGGUGAAAUCUUUCUAAACAGGGUUUAAAGAUGAGAGCUGAAAAAUCGUGGCCUUAACAACUGAAAGCUUUACCAGUGUUCAUGCUACUGAGGUGUCAGGAGUGCAGUUUGCCAGCUUGAUACCUCCUAGCAGCCAUCUCAUUCUCUCGUCUUGCUGCGUCCUGUCUGUGGAGUCCUCAGUCACUCUGCCACUGGAGAGUGGUGGAGGAAAUGCACUUUUAUUGUGCUGCACUUUUUAUAUAGCUGCAUUAUUGGUGAUUCCAAUUUAAAAAUCCAUAUUCAAAAAUACCCUCACGCAUCCUUGCAUCAGUGAUUCUAGUGAUUAGCUUUGACUGGACCUCAGCUCAUGCUCAUCUUAAAGGAAACACUCCUAGAGGGUGUCUUUUAGAGUAAGAGAAUCAUACAGGCCAGGUGAUGAGAAGGGAAUCAACAGGUUUCUACCCAGGGGCAGCUCCAGCCUCAGGCUGGCAGGUCUUUCUCCUGGACACAGGUGCUUGCUGAAACCCUCCCUAGGUAAGCUGUGAGUGCUGUUGGUCCCAGUUCUGUGUAGCUUGCCCCGCCCCACUCAGGGCUAACAGUGAAGGCCCUGGCCAAGUGUGUGCAUCCUCGUUUUGGAAGGCUCUGGCUUUUGUGCUGAACGAGGCUGCCCAGGACUUGUUAGGCCUUAGUUGCUGUGUAUACAUGAGCCCUGAGGUUUAAAUUGACUUUUUUUUUAAGGUUUGGCCAGUUUUUUUAAAAAAGCACAUUUAAAAAGAAACUUCCACCACUGCUUUAAUAAAAACAAACAACUCUGAGAUGAACAAUAUGUGUUAUACAGUUGUACUCAAAGAUUAACCGUCUCAAUCAUACAUACUGAUUUUUUCAGAUAUUUAAUAACCACUACACUUUUUUUGUGUUAAUGAAGUAUGAAUAUCUGUGUAAAAGGGACUAAGUUUUUUUUUUUUUUGCAGCAGCCUGUUUUUUUGUUUAUUUCUUUUUUGGAUAGUGGUAUGUCCUCUAUGUUGCUGUAGACUUAUACAUUCUGUUGCCUAAAUAUGUGUGUAAAAUGAGCUGAUAAACCAGAGUGCUACUUUUUAAAAAAUAUUUCUGUGAUUUAUUAUAUAUACUUUCUGUGUUAAUAUGAGCUUGUGUACAAUGUUUAAAAGAAAAAAAUUAAUUAGAAGAAUUCCCCUGUCCCCCUGUGGCAUACUUCAUAUAGAAUUUUAAUAGAAAAACUUGGCUAACAUUUGACCAUGUGAGGCAUGUGGUCAAUUUCCAUGUUCUAUUGCCUGAAAAGGGCCACAAGGAAGCAAGGCUUCAUUAGCUAGCUUGGUUCUUUUAUUAGGACAGUAAGAUAAUCAAUCAUGGUUGAUAAGAAUUUGGUGGUCAGUACCUAGACAGUUGUUCUUUUGAUGUGAACAGUGGAGAGGGGAGGAUGGGAAUUCAUUGGGAUGAGGCCAGUUGUUCUGCCCUUGCCCUGCCAUAACAAUUUCAAUAACAGUCUUGCCUGUAAUUGCACUUCAGAUCUUAAGAUCAUGUUUAAAAUAUGUUGCUUCUGUUUCUCCCACUGAAGGAAAGCAAUGGUACUGACCAGCCAUGGAUUGGGGGAACAUACUUUUUGAGUUCUCCAUUGGCUUCAAGGUGCAUUCAUGUGAAUAUAGAAAAAGCACCUGUCCACAGUCUUCGGAAACCUCUCUGGCCUUGUUGAUGCUCACUGGGCAGCCCUCAGCAGGUUCCUUGAGUGGGAGCUGUUCCAGUGGGACUCCAACAUACACUGCCCUGGCUGGAUCUAGGCACGCGCUGACCCUUUUGUGCUCUCCAUGCUGUCAAGGCUUGAGUGCAAAACUGCCUAGCUGUUCUUAUUAAAUUUGAAUCAGUAGCUUAAGUACUAGUAGCAAAAACAAUUUUAUUCAUUCAGAACGUUGCCAAUUGUGAAUGGGUAGAGCAGGAAGAAUAAACUUUACUGAAAUAUAAGUUGCUGCAUCAGUCGACAUUGAUACGCUGAAUUAACUUUUUAACUGCCUCUUGCUCAUCACCAGAUUUAUUAUACAGUGUACUCUUAACCUUUUUUUGUUUUUAAGAUAAAGGUACAAACCAUGUGCUAUAUAUACAUUGAAUGGCUUAAACUAAUUUGCUGUGAUCCUGCAACACAGAGAUUUCCCGCCAACUUAAGUGCCUACACUUAGGACUUGUUAACUUUCAGUUAUUUUUUCAGUGGUGUCUCAUUGAAGGAUGUAUUGGAACACGUGUUCCAUUUGGAGUUGGGGCCUGUGCACUUGUCAACCUGUUGCCACCUUAGUCGAGGCUGCUUAGAUUGCUCAGUUCACCUGCCACGCUCUCUCUAAGGAGCAGGGUCCACGUGACCUGUAGUUCUCUACCUCAGAUCCCUGAGUCAUUUCCGACCACCCCGUUCAGCGUCCUCACUCUUCCCCCUGAAUGGGUCCCCUUGCGGAGCUCUGUGUGCCUGUGGCUUUGCCGCUCUUCCCAGUUCAUGCCCCAUGCCUGUUGUAUUGAACCAUGACUGUGCUCAUCUUGUCCACAGGCAUGGAGUAGAGGGAAGUCUUGGGACAGGGUAGAGCCUCGACCUCCAUCUCGGUUUCCUUUAUCCAGAGAAAAAACACUUCUGAACCAUGUAAUGCCUAGACCUGAAGGGCAAACUAACUUCCCAGGUGGCAGUAGCAUGAGCAAGUAAAUAUAAUGCUUCCAUGACAGACACUUGCUUCCCUCAGGACAAGCCCCAGAAGAACUACCUGAAGCCAGAGCUCCCUGCUUCCAGCCUGGGAGAGGAGAAAGCCAAGGGGAAACAACUUGCCAAAGGGAUGUGGAAGCCAUCUUCUCACUUUGUGGAAGUAAUUUAGUGAGGAGACGACUGUCUGACAAGAUGUAAACUAAACACUUAAAUUCCCAGAAGUUAUAGAUGCCUUAAAGACUUUCUUUGGAAGAUCAUUACCUGUACAGUUCCUUUUUUGUGUGGCAUAAAUAAUAUAUUGACCUGAUUCACCUGACAACAUUGGCUUUCUGCAGCUAGGGAGUGUUGAGUUGACACUGCUCAACUUGAUGACUUGCCCUUCUUGGCAAAUGUCGGAACUGGCUAUGUGGCCCCCUGUGUGAUCCCAGGGAAAGGGCAGGAGCUGGGCAGAAACUGCAGGCACACACUCGGGUCGGUCACCUUGGCUUCCAAACCAUUCGGGUGGUGCUCAGUUUGGGGUGACGGUAUCAUAUAGGACCAUGGCGCUUCUCAGCAUUAUUUCUUUGGAGUCUGUGUAAUGGAAUGUAUUUUUCAAAUACUGAUAUUUGCAUUUUCUGUAACAAUUCCUUAUAAUAAAAUGAGGUAAAAUUGUGCAUUUAAAGUGGGAACUUUAAUAAGACAUUUGUAGUUACUUCUAAUGCAGAAGUACCAAUAAGCAUUAAAAACAAAAAAACUCCUGA
Carlito syrichta (Philippine tarsier) is the source of this 7709-nucleotide messenger RNA. RefSeq names its product ankyrin repeat and FYVE domain containing 1 (gene ANKFY1). NCBI's taxonomy places the organism in Eukaryota, Metazoa, Chordata, Mammalia, Primates, Tarsiidae. Bases 281 to 3751 code for a protein of 1156 amino acids. Gene Ontology annotation, molecular function: protein binding; metal ion binding. The record is from RefSeq and is a predicted model, not a curated record. The transcript has 25 exons.